AGCAAUCGCAACUUCUCGUACAAUUCCGUCAAAGCUCGGAAUCAUAUCUCGAACGUAGGCCGGCGCAGUGAUAUGUUGUGAAUGUCAACAUUUCCUUCGCCGGAUGUAACUGGUUCACUCGGUCCGAGAUACUUCCGCAAAACAACAUGGCUGAUUUUUCCACGUGUUUGGAGUUCGCAAAAGCGAAACUGAAACUAGAUUACGAUCUGAAGGAUAAACAGAUAGAUACACUCAGAAACGUGUUUAUCGGGUCAGAUUGCGUGUCUGUACUUCCCACGGGCUAUGGGAAAAGCGUCAUCUUUCAGUUGUUGCCGUUUUUGUUGCAACGGAAACGUCAACUGCAAACACCAGCGAUCGUUAUAGUUGUAACCCCUUUAAGCUCCAUCAUGGAAGAUCAGGUGUACAGUUUAAGAGACAAGGGUAUCAAAGCAUGCUUUUUAAAUAUUGAUGGAAAACAUGCGUCUACAUACACUGAUGACAAAGUUAGUGAUGACGAUGAUGAUGAUGACGAUGAUUCAUGUGAUAUAAAGUUGCCUAAGUCUGUGUCGAUGAAUGACAUCAAGAGAGGAAAUUAUAAUUUGAUAUACGCACAUCCGGAGACGUUAAUCAAUAGUAAGACAUGUUCCUCUAUUCUCCGAUCUUCCGUGUACCAGGCAAACGUGGGGGCAGUUGUAAUCGACGAGGUACAUAUGAUUACAGAAUGGGGAGAGAAUUUCAGACCCGCUUUUAAAAAACUGGGUGAAACAACAUGCAUUUUCCCAGAGGCUGCACACCUGGCACUUACCGCCACAGCAACACCAAAGAAAAUAAACGAACUAUGUAAAAUAUUACAAUACCAGCAGCCUCAGGUGGUCACUGUCAAUCCCGACAGACCAAACAUCUUUUUAAAUAUUGAAAGGCUACCAAAUCUCCACAAAUUUGAAAAAUUGGACAAAAUAAUUGAACCUAUUGCCGACGGACUGAAGACUCAAUUAGGAAUCUUUCCUGUAACAAUUGUGUAUAUGGAGAGCUUAGAAGCUCUCAGUUACUGUUAUCAGUAUAUAUCGUACUGCCUUCAGGAGUUACAAUACAGUGGUGAACAACUUCCUGAGAACCGGAUCUUCGGUCAGUACCACAAAGACUACACUGACGAUAUGAAAAGACACAUAGUCACUGAACUUACAAAGGAAAAUCCUAAAAUUAGACUCGUUCUGGCCACAGUUGCAUUAGGUAUGGGUUUAAAUGCACCGUCAAUAUCACAGAUCAUUCACUGUAGACCACCAACUACCAUUGAAUGCUAUAUGCAGGAAAUCGGCCGUGCUGGGAGAAAUGGUCAGCCAGCUAGUGCCCUUCUUUACUACAACAACAGUGACAUUUCAAAGGCUCGAAAAGGCAUGUCUGACGAAAUGAUAAACUAUUGCAAAAAUGAAACCUCAUGUUCUCGUACAUUUUUGGUGCAGUAUUUUGGGUUUGAACAAGUGCUUUUCAACAAAUCACCUGUUGAAUGUUGUUCAAACUGUAAAAAGCUGAUAUGGGACUGAAUAGCAGCUGAACACUUC
Pecten maximus is the source of this 1538-nucleotide messenger RNA. RefSeq names its product ATP-dependent DNA helicase Q1-like. Gene Ontology annotation, molecular function: nucleic acid binding; ATP binding; 3'-5' DNA helicase activity. The record is from RefSeq and is a predicted model, not a curated record. Gene Ontology annotation, cellular component: chromosome; nucleoplasm; cytoplasm. Lineage: Eukaryota; Metazoa; Mollusca; Bivalvia; Pectinida; Pectinidae. Gene Ontology annotation, biological process: telomere maintenance; double-strand break repair via homologous recombination.